This is a messenger RNA of Tinamus guttatus (white-throated tinamou), 2972 nucleotides long. NCBI's taxonomy places the organism in Eukaryota, Metazoa, Chordata, Aves, Tinamiformes, Tinamidae. The record is from RefSeq and is a predicted model, not a curated record.
CUGUUGGAUUACAAUACAGGAGAAGAAAAAUCUUCAAAAAACCUCCUUGGUUCUGCUACAAAUGCUAUUCUAAAUAUGGUGAAUAUUGCUGCUAAUAUUCUUGGAGCCAAAACUGAAGAGACUUCUGAAGCUGAAGGAGGGAACAAAAGUGUAUCUGAAAAUGUUACUGUCACUCCUGCAACUUCAACAUCUGCACCAAGACUGCCUGAACCAACUCCUGUUCCUUCACCAGAACUUGUAACUACAGAUAUUCCCCAAAUAGAUAAAGAGGAAUUAACUGUUGAUUUGACAAAAGAAAGUCCCAUUGUGCAGCUAGUUCAAGAGUAUGAAGAAGAUGCCAGUCAGUCAACAGUGACCUUGCUGCCCAGUGAUGAUCAAGACGAGGAAGCAUCAGCAUGGUUUGAGCUUGAAACACAAACGUAUUGCUACGACAUGACAACAAUAUGUUGCAUUUCUACCUUUUCAGAGUAUCUGUAUAAAUGGUGUUCAGUUAUAAUAGCCCUCCAUCGGCAACACAGUAAAAGUGAAAGCAAGCAAGAGCAAGAUGAUUCUGCUGUUCAUCAGCCCCAGGCUGUUCUGCCUGAGUCUAUACCCACUUCAGUAGAUGAGCCUCUGCCUGAGGAGUUGGACAGCAAAGUUACUGAGAGACCAUCUGGAUCUACUGCUGCAAGUGAUUUUAGCAGUGCGGUCUAUGAGGAGAUGAAAAAUGAGACCACAGAUGCUAUUGAACUGGAACCAAGCCAUCCUCAAACUCUUUCUCAAUCUCUCCUCUUAGAAGUAACUUCUGAAGUUAAGCCAUCGGCAACAACAGAAAUGUCACUGGAACCAGCAAAAGAAGCUGGAGGCCAUGUAGCACCAACUGUGACUCCUCAGGUGGAUGUAACUGAGAUUAGUGUAGAAACAGAGAAAGCUGUGAGCUCUGUUAUUGCAGAAAAACCUUUAGCUUCAGAGACCAGUGUUGUCAGUGAAGUAAAGGAGAUGAGCACAGGAGAGACUGCAGCUAUUCCAGCAAUUUCAAAGCCCACAGAGACUGUUCUGCAGCCUGAAUAUACAAUGGGCACCUUAGCCAGUGAUGUUGGGGAAGGAAAAGAAAGCACUCCAGAAGUGCAGAAGCCUGUGGUCUCUACUGUUGAGUCUCCUGUAUCUGCUGAUAUAAAGGAGGAGGAUCAGGCAACUGAAGAUGCUUUUAUGGCAAUUCCAGUUUCUGGAGGACAACAGAGAACAGCUACAGACUUCUAUGCUGAACUGCAGAAUUCAACAGAUCUAAGUUAUGCUAAUGGAAAUCUUGUGCAUGGGUCUAAUCAGAAGGAGUCUGUUUUUAUGCGACUUAAUAAUCGCAUUAAAGCCCUGGAAGUAAAUAUGUCUCUCAGCAGCCGUUAUUUGGAAGAACUUAGUCAGAGGUAUCGAAAGCAAAUGGAAGAAAUGCAGAAGGCUUUCAAUAAAACUAUAAUAAAACUUCAGAACACCUCAAGAAUAGCAGAGGAGCAGGAUCAGCGGCAAACAGAUGCAAUUCAGCUGUUACAAGCUCAGCUGACCAACAUGACACAGCUGGUUUCCAAUCUGUCAACAACUGUCACGGAAUUAAAGCGUGAGGUUUCUGAUAGGCAAACCUACCUUGUGAUUUCUCUGGUUCUCUGUGUCAUCCUGGGCCUGGUGCUGUGUGCGCAGCGCUGCAGAAGCACCUCUCAGUUCUGUGGAGAUUACCUCUCAAAAAUUCCCAAAAGUAAUAAUUAUCCCAGCCCCAAAAGAUGUUUUUCUUCCUAUGAUGAUAUGAAUUUGAAAAGAAGAAUCUCUCUUCCACUGGUCAGAUCGCAGUCCUUUCAGCUAUCUGGUAAAGAAGUGGACCCAGAGGACCUGUACAUUGUCGAACCCCUCAAGUUUUCCCCAGAGAAGAAGAAAAAGCGUUGUAAAUACAGAAGUGACAAGAUAGAGACUAUCAAGCCGACAGCAGAGCCUCUGCAUCCCAUAGCCAAUGGGGAAAUUAAAGGAAGGAAGCCGUUCACGAACCAGAGGGACUUCUCUAAUAUCGGGGAAGUUUAUCACUCUUCGUAUAAGGGUCCUCCAUCUGAAGGAAGCUCAGAAACCUCGUCGCAGUCUGAGGAGUCCUAUUUUUGUGGCAUUUCAGCUUGUACGAGUCUGUGCAACGGACAGACCCAAAAGACAAAAACUGAGAAGAGGGCUAUAAAACGAAGACGGUCAAAAGUUUCAGACCAAGGGAAGCUCAUAAAAACUCUAAUACAGACUAAGUCAGGGUCAAUGCCAAGCCUGCAUGACAUAAUCAAAGGAAACAAAGAUAUAACAGUGGGCACUCUUGGUGUCACGGCUGUUUCUGGACACAUCUAAAACUAGCUGAACUUCUCAAACAGGAGAGUGUUUGUUCAUUUGAGAACAGUCUGUGGUAUUCUGUGGGAGGCUAAUGGGAGACAAAGAGCUCAAGUAAUUGGAAAGUAUUCAGAAAUUUGGUUUCUGCCUUUUUAAAUAGAUGGGAUUGUGUCAAUCUUGGCUGUAAGCUGCAGCUUUACAAGGCUGAUAAUUUCCUAUGAGAACAUCUUGGGGGGAGGGAGGGCAGGGUUCAUUUUAUAAAGGUUUUUUUUCACAAUUCCUGGGGCAGAGAUUUUUUGAAACCCAGUUUGUUGGGUGGAAUAGGGAUAAAAGCCUAAUCCUCUUCCUUUAGCUUUGUUCCUAUUUCUUGCACCUUCCCAUAUUUAUGUGCCUUUUGUCUAUUUAUAAUGCCACUGGAAGAGGGGAGAUAAAAUUGUUUGUCAUUUGAUUUAUUUUGUAAUUUCUCUAGCUUUUUUUGAAGAUGCAACACUACAGUGCUGUAAAGGGACAUGUGUUGGCCUUCAGCUGGACUCAAUGUGGACUGGAUACUGUAAAAAUGCUAAUAGAUGGACUUGCCUGACUAGAUUCAGGCUUUGCAAACUCGAUUGAGGAAGAAAACUUGCUUGGGAUUGUGAUUACAUUUAUUUCCA